Thamnophis elegans (Western terrestrial garter snake) is the source of this 1853-nucleotide messenger RNA. It is a transcript of the gene CPB2, whose product is annotated as carboxypeptidase B2. The coding region runs from base 36 to 1304 and encodes 422 amino acids. Gene Ontology annotation, biological process: fibrinolysis; proteolysis. Lineage: Eukaryota; Metazoa; Chordata; Lepidosauria; Squamata; Natricidae. The record is from RefSeq and is a predicted model, not a curated record. Gene Ontology annotation, molecular function: zinc ion binding; metallocarboxypeptidase activity. The transcript is spliced from 11 exons.
ACCAGCCUUCACUAUUUCUCUUGGUUUCAUUGCAAAUGGCUGCUCUAAAGCUUUUCCUUUUUUGUUUGGUAUCAAUCUUCAAUCAAAAGACCUCAGUUUCUGCUUCCCAGAGUGAUCAAGUUUUGUGGGCUUUUCCAAAAUCUGACAGAGAAGCAGACAUUCUACGGAAUCUGACCACUGCUUUUGAGAUUGUGCUUUGGCAACCUGCUUCCUCCGAAAACAUUGUAAGGAAUAAGGAGGUACAUUUUUAUGUCAAUGUUUCCGAUGUAGAUAACGUGAAAGCGGAGCUUAACCGAUCUGCCAUUUUAUUCAGAGUUUCUUUGGAAGAUGUUCAGAAAAUUAUUGAUCUACAAACUGUCAAUGACACUGUUACCCCUCGUGGUUCUACUUCAUUCUAUGAACAAUAUCACUCUCUAAAAGUGAUAUAUACAUGGAUGGAUGAAGUAGUUGCAAGACAUCCUGAUGUCAUCCAAAAGAUACAUAUUGGGCAGUCUUUUGAUAAACGUCCACUUUAUGUUUUGAAGCUUUUGGCUAGAAGCAGAACUCCCAAAAAUGCCAUGUGGAUCGAUUGUGGAAUCCAUGCAAGGGAAUGGAUUUCGCCAGCUUGUUGUCUCUGGUUUACAGGACACGUUGCACAAUUUCUAAACAGGGAUGCAACAAUGGCAAGACUCCUACAGAACCUUGAUUUCUAUGUCAUGCCAGUAAUGAAUGUGGAUGGUUAUGACUAUACAUGGACUACUAAUCGAAUGUGGAGAAAAAGCCGGUCAAAGCAUGGCAACAACAAGUGCACUGGGACAGAUAUGAAUCGCAAUUUUGAUGCAGGCUGGUGUGGAAAAGGUGCAUCCAGAAAUGACUGUGAAGAGACUUACUGUGGACCUUACCCUGAGUCUGAACCAGAAGUAAAAGCUGUGGCUAAUUUUCUCAGAAAGCACAAGGAUCGUAUUAAAGCAUAUCUAACAAUGCACUCUUACUCCCAGAUGGUCCUGUUUCCAUAUUCAUAUACUAAAAAUAUAUCUAAAGAUCAUGAUGAACUGCAACUGGUGGCAAACCAAGUGACUGGUGCUAUUAGAAAGACAUACCACAAUCGCUAUGUGGCAGGCCCUGGUGCAAAGACGAUCUAUUUAGCCCCAGGCGGUUCGGAUGACUGGGCUUACGACCAAGGAAUUAAGUAUUCUUUUACUUUUGAGCUUCGGGACACAGGAAGAUAUGGAUUCUUACUUCCUCAGCAUCUCAUUAAGCCGACCUGCUACGAAGCGAUUACCGGGAUCAAAACUAUAGCUUCGCAUGUGAUUAAUAAUAUGUAAAACAUACAAUCCCAUUUUGGCAUUAUACGUUACAGCAUUUCACCGAGUCCACUUAAUUCACAUUGUUUUGCUAUUUUAAUUUCAAGUAAGACUUAUUUUCCAUGCUUUUUUUCUAUGAUUAAUAGUGUGGGUAAUGAGCCUGUUCAAACCUGAUUCUGAAGAAUGGCUUUCCAGCUCACAUGAACACAGAAUUGCUCAACUGCUGUUAAAAGCAGCUGCAACUUUCCUCCCCCCUCCAUAUAAACCUGAAGAAGGGUGCUACUGCUUUAAAAGGUCAAUUGGAACUCUUAAGGGUUAGGGUUAGGGUUGGAAGACUAAAAAAAAAUUGUGGCUGCUUUAAUGAGUAGCAAAAUAGUGCUAUCCUUAUGCAAGGUUCAAAACCUUUCUUUUAGAUCAUUUCUGAAAUAUGGCUCUGUUAGAAAUAAUUGAUUUCCAUGUAUUGUCUGUAAGUACAUUCAGAGGCAAAUGGCCAGAUUUUAGGCGUUUUUCUAGAAAGAAAGAAAGAAAGAAAGAAAGAAAGAAAGAAAGAAAGAAAGAAAGAAAGAAAGA